CUCUCCUUGAGCCGUCACCUUAUCGUGGUGGAGGGGUUUGUGUGUCCCAAUGAUCCUGGGAGCUAAGUUGUCUGGGGCUUCAUGCCCCUGGUAGGGUCACCCAUGGCAAACAGGUCCUGGGUGAGGGACGAGACAAAGCACGGCUUUUUGGCCCCUAUGACGAACAAAAUAUAUGGAUCUAGGUUUCCCUUGCCCGGACGCGGGUCACCGGGGCCCCCCUCUGGAUCUAGGCCUGGAGGUGGGGCUCAAAGGCGAGCGCCUGGUGGCCGGGCCUGCACCCAUGGGGCCCGGCAGGGCAAAGCCCAAAAGGGUAACGUGGGUCCCCCUUCCCAUGGGCUCACCACCUGUGGGAGGGGCCAUUGGGGUUGGGUGCAGUGUGAGCUGGGUGGUGGCCGAAGGCGGGGACCUUAGCGAUCCGAUCCCCGGCUACAGAAGCUGACUCUAGUGACGUGGAAUGUCACCUUUCUGGCAGGGAAGGAGCCCGAGCUGGUGUGUGAGGUUGAGAAGUUCAGACUAGAUAUCGGGCUCGCCUCCACACACGGCUUGGGCUCUGAUACCAGUCCUCUUGAGAGGGGUUGGACUAUUUUCCACUCUGGAGUUGUCCGCGGUGAGAGGCGAUAAGCAGGUGUGGGUAUACUUAUUGGCCCUUGGCUCAGCGCCUGUACGUUGGGGUUCACCCCGGUGGACAAGAGGGGAGCCUCCCUCCGCCUUCGGGUGGGGGGAGAGGUCCUGACUGUUAUUUGUGCCUAUGCACCAAACAGCAGUUCAGAGUACCCAACCUUUUUGGAGUCCUUAGAGGGGGUGGAUGAGAUUUGCCCGGAGUUCCUUAAGGCUCUGGAUGUUGAAGGGCUGUCCUGGUUGACACGCCUCUGCAACAUCGCGUGGACAUCGGGGACAGUGCCUCUGGAUUGGCAGACUGUGGUGGUGGUCCACCUUUUUAAGAAGGGGGACCGGAGGGUGUGUUCCAACUACAGGGGGAUCACACUCCUCAGCCUCCCUGGUAAGGUCUAUUCAGAGGGGCUGGAGAGGAGGGUCCGUCGGGAAGUCGAAUUUCAGAUUCAGGAGGAGCAGUGUGGUUUUCGUCCUGGCCGUGGAACAGUGGACCAGCUCUACACCCUCGGCAGGGUCCUCGAGAGUGCAUGGGAGUUUGCCAAACAGUCUACAUAUGUUUUGUGGACUUGGAGAAGGGGUUCGACCGUGUCCCUCGUGGAGUCCUGUUGGGGGUGCUUCGGGAGUAUGGGGUACCGAACCCCCUGCUACGGGCUGUUCGGUCUCUGUACGACCGGUGUCAGAGUUUGGUACGCAUUGCCGGCAGUCAGUCGGACUCAUUUCCAGUGAGGGUUGGACUCGGCAAGGCUGCCCUUUGUCACCGCAGAUGAUGUGGUUCUGUUGGCUUCAUCAGGCCGUGAUCUCCAACUCUCACUGGAGCGGUUCGCAGCCGAGUGUGAAGCGGCUGGGAUGAGAAUCAGCACCUCUAAAUCUGAGACCAUGGUCCUUAGUCAGAAAAGGGUGGAGUGCCCUCUCCAGGUCGGCAAUGAGAUCCUUCCCCAAGUGGAGGAGUUCAAAUAUCUUGGGGUCUUGUUCACGAGUGAGGGAAGAAUGGAACGGGAGAUCGACAGGCGGAUCAGUGCAGCGUCUGCUGUGAUGCGGACUUUGUAUCGGUCUGUUGUGGUGAAGAAGGAGCUAAGCCGAAAGGCGAAGCUCUCAAUUUACCGGUCGAUCUACGUUCCUACCCUCACCUAUGGUCACGACCCACAGCUCGUGACGAUAGCUGACCAAUACUGAAAGAACAAGAUCCCAGAUACAAGCGGCCAAAAUGAGUUUCUCCGCAGGCUUCUCCCUCAGAGAUAAGGUGAGAAGCUUGGUCAUCCAGGAGGGGCUCAGAAUAGAGCCGCUGCUCCUCCGCAUUGAGAGGAGCCAGAUGAGGUGGCUCGGGCAUCUGUUUAGGAUGCCUCCUGGACGCCUCCCCAGUGAGGUGUUCCGGGCACGUCCCAACGGGAGGAGACCCCGGGGACGACCCAGGAUACGCUGGAGAGACUACGUCUAUCGGCUGGCCUGGGAAUGCCUCGGGAUCCCCUCGGAAGAGCUAGAGGAAGUGGCUGGGGAGAGGGAAAUCUGGUCUUCCCUGCUGAGGCUGCUGCCCCCACGACCCGACCUCGGAUAAGCUGAAGACAAUGGAUGAUGGAUGGUAUACUAUAUAUGGUCCCUUUGGAGAACUUGACGGCAAUGAGGAUAACACUCUUGACAACCUGAGCCUCUCUGGAGAGGAGGCAGAGGCCUCAGACCAAGAUGAUUCCGCAGAAGGUGACAGCAGUAGUCCACCGCCCUACACACCGCCGUACAAUAAAGCCAUCAGACACCUCCUUCUACGGAGAUCAUUGUCUCGCUGGAGGGCUACAUGCAUCCAUGAUCCGUGAUUCGCUGCGCAAGCCGAGGAAGGAGGACAUUCAUGGAGACCCUGAUGAGGGUGAUGAAGAUGGGGAAGCGCAACGUCUGGGACAUAGUAGUGGUAAAGAGGAAGAUGAGAGGGAGGAAGAGGAUGGCGUAUUACAGUGGAAAGGUCCAGAUGAGCUGGAACUCAGUAAUGAAGGCAUUGGCAGAAAGAUCAUCGCUCGCAGGGACCUCCAUGCAGACACAGUUUGGGGACCCUACCCUGGGAGUCUCCAGUCAAACAGCAGAACAGAUGAUGGGGCAUCAGAGAAUUCCAGUUGGACCUUGGUGUGUGAGGAUCCAGAUUGUUGGAUUACCUGUCUUACUUUGACCACUGACCCAAAAGAUGCCAACUGUACCAUCUACAGUCAAGGUGAAGAGUUAUUCUGUAAGGUGACCAGGGACAUUUUUGUGGCAGAAAGGCUCGUGGUUGCCCUUUUGCUUUCUCAAAAGCCCCCCUCCCCUAUCGCCAGGGGUUCACCUCUUCUCAACAUUGUCACCCCAAAAACAUCUGCGGUAAAGGAGGAGCCACCGUAUCCUGCAGCCCUCCACACAGACAUCCAGCUCCUCCCACAGCAAGCCGGCAUGGCUGCAAUCUUGGCUACUGCUGUUGUCAAUAAGGACAUUUUCCCGUGCAAAGACUGUGGGAUUUGGUACAGAAGUGAAAGGAACCUGCAAGCCCACCUCAUGUACUACUGUGCCAGCCGACAGAAACAGCCGGCUGCGGCGUCAUCCCCACCGCAAGACAAACCUAAAGAGUCCUAUCCCAAUGAACGCAUAUGCCCCUUUCCUCAGUGUAACAAGAGCUGCCCCAGCGCAAGUUCACUGGAGAUUCACAUGCGUACACAUAGCGGUGAGCGGCCAUUUGUCUGCCUCAUCUGUCUGUCGGCCUUCACCACCAAAGCAAACUGUGAGCGCCAUUUGAAGGUCCACACUGACACAUUGAACGGGGUGUGUCAUGGCUGUGGCUUCGUCUCAACCACGAGGGAUAUUCUCUACAGCCAUUUGGUUACGAGCCACAUGGUUUGCCAGCCUGGAUCCCAUAGUGAGGUCUGUUCCCCAGGGCCAGGCCUGCCUAAAUUGCCCAUGUCCACUGUUCUCAGCCCAGGAGACUCUGGUGUGGUGCUGAAGUGUCAAGUCUGCGGUCACAACUCUGAUUCCCCUUCCCAGUUGCAGCAGCAUGUACGAACCCACCUGGAAGUGAGAGUCCCCACUGAAAGGAGUCCCACCCCUCGUCAAAGUACCCCAUCAUCUGUCGACCAGCUUCAGCCAUCUACACCAGAGGGUGAGCCGCUAGGCUGUGUCCCUAAGUCAGAUUCCUCCAGCCCAGGUGCUAACGGGGGCUCUGCCACUCCACGUGGCUCCAGUCCUCCUGAUGCCCAAACCACCACCCUAAGAAUCAAAGAAGAGCCUCGCUCAGAAUCUGAGACAGAAGAACAUCAGAUGGACUUUAAGGAGGAUGGCGAGGAGGUUGACCAGAAAGCAGAGGGGAAGUCAAAGGAGAGGCAAACUACCAACUUCAUUUGUCAGACAUCAAAUUCUCCAAAGAGUCCUGCCACUCCAGCAGUAAAAGCAGAACCAACAAGUCCCACUCCUGGUUGUAGCCCAAGUCAUAUAGGUGGUGCUGGCUCAGUUUUCCCUGGUGGAUCCAUUUUUUUGCCUCAGUACUUGUUUAACCCUGAAACAGCCAUUAUGCCUCAGGCCUCAGAGAUCCUGGCUAAAAUGUCCGAGAUGGUUCACAGCCGUCUGAAACAGGGCCAGACAAUUCCUCAAAAUAACGCAGCCACCCUUUUCCCCUCUGCACCAACUGUACCAACCGCCACAGCAACUCCUCUUAAAGGCGCUACCUGCUUUGAGUGUGAUAUUACAUUUAACAACAUAAACAAUUUCUAUGUACACAAGAGGCUUUACUGCUCCAGUAGGCACCACGGAGAAAGUGCAACUUCAGCUUCAGGCCCUGGAUCAGCGAGAGAUACUUCCCCAGCCACUGUGCUAUCCAGCAAGGCACAAGAUUCAUCAGCAUCUCCUCAUGAUGGCGCAGUGAGCAGAGCAGCCUCCACCUCUCCGCCUGAAUCCGAACCUGCUGCAGAUAGUGGAGCUGCAGAAUCCAAGAGAGUAUUGGUGAAGACAGAAACUCCUACAGGCAGGGAAGGAGUAUCAUCCUCUUCAGAAGGGGAGGGUGUGGGCAGUAGAGGACGAGCAAGUGAAGGUAGCCAGAGCCCCGCCAGUGGGUCAGCUGAAGACCUGGAUGAUGAUCCCAGCCGAACCUUUUGUGAGGCCUGCAACAUUCGCUUCAGUCGUCACGAAAACUACACUGUUCACAAACGCUUCUACUGUGCAUCACGCCAUGACCCAUCCAACCAGCGAGCCAUACAUAUGGCAAAGGCAACCACCAUAGCAGCCUUCCAUCCUCAGCCCAUUCGUACACGCAAGAGGAAGAAGAUGUAUGAAAUUCAUAUGGCGCGAACAAAAGCCUUAGAAGCGGCUGCCGCCGCUGCCGCUUCCGCUCCAUCGCCUUCUGUACUUGGCCUGGCAGUGAAACAAGAGGUUUCUCCUAGUGGUACAGGCAGCUCUAGCCCUGAAGGUGAUGGUCCAAUAGAUCUGAGCAAGAGGCCCCGCCUCAAAGAAGUUCGUCAGCAUGGUACCAGCAGUAUUCUUCCUGCCUUGCCGCUCACUGAUUACCAUAAGUGCACCGCCUGCAGUAUCAGCUUCAACAGCAUUGAGAAUUACUUGGCUCAUAAAACCUACUAUUGCCCUGCCACCACACUCCAACAGCAUACCUUAGAGCAGCUCCACAGGCUCAAAAGAUCAGCUUCUACCUCUCCGAAAAGCAAGGAGUGCCAAGAUCUUCUUCGUCCUAUGGAAUCUAAAGCUCUCCCCGCAGAUUGGGUGACACAGGCACAAGGCUCGUCAACCAGUCCUCACACCUCAGCUUUAACGGCCUCUGAUGCCACAUCUCCUCCUGAUGCAAUAAGCACACUUGCGGCCGCCCCAAAAGCAGGUGCCACAGGCGUCAGCACGGCUUCUUCUUCUCAGAUGGUCUGUCCAUAUUGCCCUAAUAGACCCAUCACAUGUGACCUAAUGGAGCACUUCAAGGCUAUACAUGGCCUGGUUGUAUCUAUUCAGUCGCCUCAAGAGGCUCAACCCCAGUCAGGCAGCAGAGUUAGUCCCAGCCCAAGCCUUAGUCCGAGAGACGGAGUCACAGCCACCACCUCCAGUAGCCCAAGUGGCACGUCAAAAUUGGUCCCUCACAUUCACAGAGAUAGUAUUAAUGGGCAGGCAAGGAGAGACACCACUUCUCCCUCCUCCCCUCUGAUAAAUGGCAGCCCAUCAGGUGAGGGUAGAUCACCGUCAGCCGGUUCACCUCAACCCGUUUCCCCCUCAAGGGCUCCCCUUCUGAGUUUGUCACCCGUGCCUGACCACCGAAGAGAAACAGUCGGGAUAUCGCACCUUCCAGACAAGACUUCACCGACUGUUGCCUCCCAUGCCCUCCCUGCACCCCUACCUGCCCCCAUCCCCGGUCCCAAAACCCCAGUCAUCUCCCUGGUCCAGAACGGUAACUCCCGCUACUGUAGGCUGUGCAAUAUUAAGUUCAGCAGCCUCUCUACAUUCAUAGCUCAUAAAAAAUACUACUGUUCCUCCCACAGUGCUGAGCAUGUCAAGUGAGCUGAGAAAUUCACCUUCUCCUCUUUCUCCUUCCCUCCUUUUAUCUGACUGAGUAGACUCCUCAAUCAGCUCCCAUGCACCCUUUCUGCUGCCAGUCUUCGCAGGCAGGUGCCAAAGUUGCACUCAGUUGGCAUGACCAUUAAUCUCAGUAAAUGGCUGUUACUCAUCAGCAGGGCCUGGUGUCCAUUUGCUCCUGAGCAGAAUUUGCCAGUGAUGUUACUCAAUAAUUAUUCCUCUCCCAUGGGUCAACAGCACUGUGAGCUGAGAGUGAUCCUACCUGUUUGUCUACCUGCACACUCAAGUGUGCCUCAAACCCUAGGUCAUUGUCUUGUCCCAAAUUAAACACCAACCAAUUCUCAAUAUUUUGCAUUGUGGGACGUUAAAAAAAAUGUGUGAUCAAUCUCAUUCUGUCUUUGCUGAACUAAGUUGUUGAUAAAAGCAGCAAUUACACUCUGACAGUUGACUGAUGACGAUCAUAGCGUAACGAUGAUGCUGAUUAUGGCAAAUCUCGUCUUUUCAUGUUGAUCCAGACAUAACAGAGGAAUAAUCUCUUGCGUGGAAAAGACUUGAUCAUGUGUAAUGUUUUUAUUAUCUGUGCAUAGUCUACGAUGUCUAAAAAAGAAUUCUAUAAUACAUUUGGUUUCAACACUGGCUCUUUUAUGCUUACUAGAAGAAGCUAAGGUAUUUUUUUGCUUAAAAAAAAGAAAAACAAUAUGUGGUAUGAAAUGUGACUAAUUAAUGAAGGAUAUUUCAAAAUUGACAUUUUUUUCUUUCACACAAAUGUGUUUUUAUUUUCUCUUCAAAUGCAAGGGACAGACAAAUGUGAAAUAUUUAUCUUGUAGUCCUCACUGAUUUCAUGUCAACAGAAAACUACCUACAUAAUGUGUAAGAGUAUUUUUUAUUUGUUAUUUGCUUUGUUUUCCUACUGUUAGAAAGAUCUGUGUGGCUCUCAGUGUGUUGAAGUGUUUUUGUGUAGAUAUCUAAUAUCUUCUCACUGAGACUAAACAUUUCAUCUGUUCUUGUUUCUGUUGGUGACAAAAAUCUGAUUUGAUUACUCUACAUGUGGAUUAGCAGCACCAGUUGAUCCAAUCGUCACUCAUGGCUUCAAAGAGUAUUUUGGACACAGCUGCUUACAGUAUAUAAUGUGAUAGCAAUGAAGUCGCUGUCCAAAGCUAUACAACAUCUACAGUAUAAUAUAAUUCUGGCUUUAUUUACAGUACCUGUAUCUUUUGACCUCAAAGAGCCCACACUUUUGCUUUUUUUCUUUGUCUGUUUAGUGUAAUAUGAAGUGAUCGACAUCAAUCCAUUCCAUUCAAUAUGCAUUCAAUAUUUUUGUUUUCUUUUUUUUUUUGUAACAAUGAUUGUUUCUGUUCGGCUAAGGAAUUGUCAAGUAGUGAAGUGUCAUUAUAGGACCGCAUGCACUUCAGGUGCCCACAUUUCUUUCUUCUCAUCUCUAAGUAAUAAUGUCCUAAUCAUACCUCCCGAUUUCAAGCAACAAGAUUAAAUGUAUGUUUCAUGUCUGUGCACCCCACUCUCAUUUUAGCGCCGAAUAAAUCUAAAGCUGCUAAAUGUUCUAUUGGGUACAUAUAGCUCAGCUGGUUGCCACUCAGUUGAAUAAACAAAAUCAUUGAAACCACCUCAUGGAAAAGAAAGAUUCACAUAGUUCACUGGGAUAGGAGUAAGGUGAUUUUGCCACUUUCAGGUAUAUUCUGGUUGUUGUGAUUUAUCUUAAUCUUAUGAGCUCACACCUGCACUGGUGAAAAAUAUAAUGUUGUCUGUUGGGAAUAUGCGAUGUUGGUCUGAGACUAAAACUAGAGCCCAAUUGUAAGGAUUUUUUCCACUUGGUUAAUUUUCUGCUUUGCUGCAUUCCAUCCAUUUGAUUUAAAAUAUUUAUAUAAAGUCCAACCAAACCUCUAAUCGAUUUUUAACAUCUUUUUACCUUAAUACAUUAUGUACACUAAAAUUACUUAGCAUUACAGAGAGACAGCUCAGACAGAGUCAGAAUCUUGUCAGAUUGUGAAGUGCCAGAAUUAUUAUUAUUUUUUUUUUUUGUGGGUCUUCCCAUUUUAUUGCACUGUGUUGUUUAAAAUGUGUUAUUUUAGGGAUUUUUUUCUGUAACUGUAUUUAUUUUAUACAGCACUUUUCCCCGUCAACAGAAAUGAUUCAUUCUUGUUCUAUUGUGAAGGACCCUCCCACUUUAUUUUUCCUCAGAUGUAGAAAACCACAAUGAAUGUCAAAAGCUGUAUUUUUUAUUUUCAUAUAUUUCAUUUCCACUACAAGCUUGUCCAAACUAUGCAUGGGAAAUAAAAAUAAUAAUAAAUUGC
This is a messenger RNA of Phyllopteryx taeniolatus (common seadragon), 8420 nucleotides long. RefSeq names its product zinc finger protein, FOG family member 1 (gene zfpm1). Gene Ontology annotation, cellular component: nucleus. The transcript is spliced from 10 exons. Gene Ontology annotation, biological process: positive regulation of transcription by RNA polymerase II; negative regulation of transcription by RNA polymerase II; heart development. Gene Ontology annotation, molecular function: RNA polymerase II-specific DNA-binding transcription factor binding. Lineage: Eukaryota; Metazoa; Chordata; Actinopteri; Syngnathiformes; Syngnathidae. The coding region runs from base 2290 to 6096 and encodes 1268 amino acids. The record is from RefSeq and is a predicted model, not a curated record.